Molecule: messenger RNA, 1962 nt
Organism: Dichotomopilus funicola
Lineage: Eukaryota; Fungi; Ascomycota; Sordariomycetes; Sordariales; Chaetomiaceae
Exons: 3
Coding region: 1-1962 (653 amino acids)
Source: RefSeq, a predicted model, not a curated record
AUGGACGAAGAAAAGGCAAAGGCUGAGAAGAAGGCUGCGGCGAAGAAGAAGUUCGAUCAAAUGCGGAAGGCCAAAGCGAAAAAGACCGAGGGCAGUAGUGGGAAAAAGGACCCUGGCACUACUACUGCUUCUGCGUCAGACGUAGGCGAGGGGAAGAAGAAGAAGGGCAAGAAGGGGAAAAAGGAGGAGGAGCAAGUAGAGGAGGAGGAUAAGGAAGAGGAGCAAAUUGAAGACGAAGAGAAGGAGAACGAAAAAGAGGAGGACGAAAAGGAGGAAGAAAAAGAAGACGACGACGGCGAUGACGAAAACCAACAGACCGAAGCCUUUCCUACCAUCCCCGAAGACACCACCACCACUACUACCACCGAGUCCAAACCGACCCCCUCUCUCUCCCAACAAUCCAAAGCGCGAUCGACCUCGUUCCGGCAAGGCUCCAUCUCGCUGUCCACCGCGCCCGGAAGCAUACCCCCCGUCCCGCCUCUCUCACCGAGCGCUGCCGCAACAGGACUGGGCGUGUUCAGUCCUGAAGGGGAGACGGCCCCGGAUAUCUACCGGAAGCAUGUGCAGCGGAUUGAAGAGCUGGAGCGGGAGAAUAAGGGGCUGCUGAAGGAGGCGAAGGAUGCGGAGAGAAGGUGGGAGAAGGCGGAGGGGGAAUUGGCGGAUUUGCGGGAGGGUGUGAGCGCUGGGGCUGGGGCUGGGAAUGAGGAGGUUAUCAAGCUGAAAACCGACCUUGCCGCGCUCCAACGACAAAACAGCCAGCUGCAAACCCAGCUCACCCGGCGCCACGGCUCGUCACCCUCGCUCUCCAUGUCCGCUCCCCCACCAGCCACGGAGCUCGAAGCGCAGCUCCGAAGCAAAUCCUCCACGAUCGAGACCAUGGAACUCGAGAUGUCGCGCCUGCGCGCCCAGGUCGAGCGCCUCUCCGUCUCGGCGUCCACCCCUUCGGAACAAAUCACCGCCCUGGAGGAAAAGCUCGCGCGGGCAGACAAGGCGGCCGGGCUCGCGCAGCGCGAGCUGCACGACGUCAAGGCCGAGCUGGAGACGGCCUCCAAAAAGGCCGUUAAGGAAGGCUCCGAGCGCGCAUCGGCCGAGACGAAGCUACGCACGCUCGAGCAGCAAGCGACCGAAGCCACGACUGCGAAGGAUGAGCUAGUCAAAAAGGUCGACGCGCUCGAGAAGAAGGUGACCACGCUCACAACGCUGCACAAGGAACAGGAUGGCCGGACGCAGGCGCUGCGGAAGGACAAAGAGCGCGCGGAAAAGGAGGUCGGCGAGCUCAAGAGCAAAUUGGAGCGCGCCGAAGCGGAGAAUCUGCGGCUGCGGAAGAAGGAUGCGGCUGAGGGUGGUGGGGAUGAUGAAGGGGUUGAUGAGCUGGAAGAUGAGGGGCGGUUGCGGUUGGAGAAGAGGGUGCGGGAGCUCGAGGCGGAGAAUACGGAUCUGCGGCGGGGCAUCUGGCAGGAGAAGAGGCGCGAGAUGCAGGUCGGCCCGGAAGACGAUGCGGCUGCGGCUGCGGCUGCUGCUGGUAUCAGCGGGAGUGGCCACGGCCGGUUUGAGACAGUUGACCUCGGCGGUGCGGCCUCUGCCUCUGCGCCGGCGAGGAAGGGCAUCACCACCGGCAGUGGCGCUGGGCUAGGCGAGUUCUUUACGAGCGGGCUGAACGCCAUCACCGGCGCAGCGGCCUCCGCCGCUUCAGGUGGGAGCGGCCCCCAUGCUCAUCAUGCUCAUGGUCAUCAUCAUACCCAGGGACAUGGCCACGGCCACGAUGAUGGCCUGCUGGAGGAUGAUGACAUGGAGUUUGACGAGGAAGCAUUCCGGCGGGCGCAGGAGGAGGAGCAAAAGACGCGGAUCGAGCGAAUCAAGGAGAUUAAGCGGUCACUGAAGAAUUGGGAGGGGUGGAGGCUUGAUUUGGUGGAGAAUCGAAGGGGCGGGGGGGAAGGCAUCGGGGAGAUUUUUGAUAUUUAG